Molecule: messenger RNA, 1794 nt
Organism: Naegleria fowleri
Lineage: Eukaryota; Heterolobosea; Eutetramitea; Acrasida; Naegleriidae
Exons: 1
Coding region: 1-1794 (597 amino acids)
Biological process (GO): coenzyme A biosynthetic process
Cellular component (GO): nucleus; cytosol
Molecular function (GO): pantothenate kinase activity; ATP binding
Source: RefSeq, a predicted model, not a curated record
AUGGAUCCGCAACUCUCAUCAUCAACAACAACUCUAAACAAAUUGGAUAACAUCAAGAUGACUGCAUCUACAUCGUCCACUUCUCCUUCAUCAUCAUCAUCCAACUCGACCCAUUACAACACUUCGGAAUCACAACAGCCUAUCAAGAUUGCAAAGAAAGAUGACUUUAGAGAAGAUGAUGAGCAUUCAGUUUCAAUGAGUCCGAAAGUGGUUGCCACGGGAGCACUUUCUGUCAAAAUUCCAUCCAACGGAAACCUUGUGGGUGCUGCUGUUGUUGCAGGAGGCAGUCAGUCUCCUGUGAGAGUCAGCAACCACUUACAUCAAUCAUCAAAUUCUUCUUCUUCCUCUCUGUACAACAAGAAAACAAUUCCUUCUCCACCCACUUCAUCAUUGAACAAUAAUAACAACAUCAAUGGAACCAGUACUACUACUUCAGCACUUACAACAGCAUUAAAUUCAUCUGUACAGCAAGAAGAAGACAAAAACACAUCCAAAUUGUCUACAGACACCUCUUCUGAACCCUCUUGCCCUAUCAAUGCUGAAUCAGACAGUGCGGGUGGAAAUAUUGCUGAGGACCAUUUCAUAUUCCUUCCGAACCACAAUGAGCCUUUCCAUCAUUUUGCUCUUGAUAUUGGAGGCUCUCUGGUAAAGAUGGUUUACAUGGUUCCUUUUGAUAGUGAGAAUGAAAUUAUUUAUCAAACCAAAGACACAGAGAGCAAUGAGCUCGAGGCUUAUUAUCAUCAUGCCAGUAGUGAUGAUGAAGAAGAUGGAAAAUUAUCCAUCAAAUCACUUCCUCCGCAGUCUCCUCUCAUCAUCAAUGAUGCUAGAGACCAUUUUGCUUUUAACGGAACAAAGAGAGGCUCUAAACUUUGUUUUGCGAGAUUCCAAACAGCUGACAUUGAAGAUUGUUUAAGUUUGAUUGAAAAAUUAUUAAAACUAGAUGAUUCAAUGCCACAACAUCAGAUAAAACAUAUCAAUGCAACUGGUGGAGGUGCAUUCAAGUUUGCUUCUCUCCUCAAAAACAGAUUUGGACUUGAGGUGAACAAACUCGAUGAAAUGGAAUCUUUAAUCAAGGGACUGAAUUUCUUGUUAAUGAAUCUACCAAAUGAAUCUUUCAAAUUCACAAAAGAGAAAAAGAGAGAAUAUAUUUCAUUUCAAGAGGUUUCCAAUAACGAGGUAUUUCCUUAUUUACUUGUAAAUAUUGGAAGUGGUGUUAGCAUUUUGAGAGUUGAUGGCUUGGGAAUGUUUGAAAGAGUUUCAGGUAGUAGUAUUGGUGGAGGAACAUUUUGGGGUUUAUGUAAAUUAUUGACUGGAUGUUCAUCAUUCGAGGAAAUUUUGAAACUUACAAAACAAGGUGACAACAAACCUGUAGAUAUGCUUGUUGGAGAUAUCUAUGGAAGAGACUAUGAAAAGAUAGGAUUACCAUCAGACAUUAUUGCUAGUAGUUUUGGUAAAUUGAUCAUGCAAAAAACCGGCAGUGAAGAAACCAUGAAACCUAAAGCUGCAGAUCUUGCUAAAUCCUUAUUAUUUAUGAUUUGCAAUAACAUUGGACAAAUUGCAUAUCUCAAUGCUCUGAGAUUUGGACUUAAAAGAAUAUUCUUUGCAGGAUAUUUUAUUAGAGGUCAUGACAUCACAAUGCAUUAUAUUUCAUAUGCUAUUCAUUUUUGGUCUAAAGGAACAAUUUCAGCAAUGUUUUUGCGUCACGAAGGUUAUUUGGGAGCCAUUGGAUCUUUCCUUUCUUCUAAAAGCAAGGACGUAGAUAAUGACAGCAACAACACACCUGUUGUAGAAUAA